AUGGCUCCUGCGGCCGCUCACGCUGUCGACGGUAUCCUGCCACCAAUUGACCUCAAGUCGAUCCCGCCCUUCUAUCGACGCAAGAAUGGCAUCCUGCUCUACUUUCUGCUUACUUCGUCGCUGUUGGCGAGUGCUGCGCUGGGAAUCGAUGGGUCCAUGACAAACGGCAUGCAAGUUCUCGAGUCCUGGCAAAGCCGCUUUGGGUAUCCCACGGGCUCCAAGCUGGGUUUCUUCGGGGCUGCCAAUGCCAUUGGCGGGGUGAUUCCCUUCCUAUUUCUCGGUUGGAUUGGGGAUGUCCUGGGCCGGCGAGUGCCAACGGCGCUGGGGUCGGUUAUCAUCAUUGCCGGAGUCAUUGUUGAAUUCUUCGCAACGUCGCUGAACAUGUACAUCGGCGGCAAGAUAGUGCUAGGAGUAGGCUCGUCGCUGAUCCAAAUGGGCGCGCCGGUCCUCGUCACCGAGCUGAGCCAUCCGAAAGAGCGUGUGCAGAUAACUACUUUUUACAACACAUCCAUUGUCCUUGGUUAUGUCAUUGGCGCCUGGGUGACCUUUGGAUGUUAUCGAAUCAAUAGCCAGUGGUCAUGGCGCCUGCCUACUCUGAUCCAGAUCAUUCCGUCCGCUUACCAAUUCUGCUUGAUCUUCUUCUGCCCCGAAUCUCCCCGCUGGUUGAUUGCUCACGGCCGCCUUAAGAAGGCCAGGGAUAUCCUUGUCAAGUACCACGGGGAGUGUGACCCUAAUUCGAAGCUGGUUGAAUUCGAGUUCGCAGAGAUCCAACAGGUCCUCGCAAAGGAGGCUGAAAACAACAUGACGUGGAGAGACUUCUUUUCUUCGGUGCCCAAUCUGAAACGCAUUGCACUCUGCUUUCUGACCGCCCUGUUCAGCCAGAGCUCCGGAAACCUGCUCGUUUCGAAUUACCUCACACAGAUCCUAAAAGAUACAGGAUUGAAAACCCAGGCCCAGAUCACACUCGUCAACGGCAUGGUGACCCUUUGGCAAUACAUUGUCGCAGUGACUGUCACUAUUUUUAUCGACCGCUUCAAGCGCCGGACCUUUUUCGUCACCGGCUCCGGCGGGGUGCUUGUCGUCUUCAUUGUAUGGACCAUCGCUUCUCAGCAAUACAUCGAACAUAAUUCUUUGGCUGCUGGCCGCUUGGUCUUGGCCUGUAUCUUCAUCUUCCAAGCCUUUUACACCAUGGCGUGGACGAAUCUGGUCGUCACAUAUCCCCUGGAAAUCGUCACCUACCAGAUGCGAGCCAAGACGUGGGUCUUUGUCCUGCUUACGAUCCAAGUAUCUUCCAUCUUUGGGGGUUACGUCAACCCGAUCGGGCUGGCCAAUAUCGGCUGGCGUUUCUAUAUCUACUACUGUGUCUGGGUAGCUCUCAUCUUCCUCAUUGUCUACUUCUUCUUUGUCGAGACGGCGGGGCCGACCCUCGAGGAGCUGACGUACAUCUUCGAGGGUAAAGAAGAGAAGUUACCAGUGACCCAGGAGAUAGCAGAAGUGAAGCGUGAUGUUCAUGAAAUGGAGCGUGUUUAA
Messenger RNA from Rasamsonia emersonii CBS 393.64, 1530 nucleotides. Its product is annotated as MFS hexose transporter. Gene Ontology annotation, cellular component: membrane. The record is from RefSeq and is a predicted model, not a curated record. The coding region runs from base 1 to 1530 and encodes 509 amino acids. Gene Ontology annotation, molecular function: carbohydrate:proton symporter activity. Lineage: Eukaryota; Fungi; Ascomycota; Eurotiomycetes; Eurotiales; Trichocomaceae. Gene Ontology annotation, biological process: carbohydrate transport; transmembrane transport. The transcript has 2 exons.